Molecule: messenger RNA, 3342 nt
Organism: Malassezia vespertilionis
Lineage: Eukaryota; Fungi; Basidiomycota; Malasseziomycetes; Malasseziales; Malasseziaceae
Gene: RAT1
Product: 5'-3' exoribonuclease 2
Exons: 2
Coding region: 1-3342 (1113 amino acids)
Biological process (GO): nuclear-transcribed mRNA catabolic process
Cellular component (GO): nucleus
Molecular function (GO): zinc ion binding; 5'-3' RNA exonuclease activity; RNA binding
Source: RefSeq, a predicted model, not a curated record
AUGGGAGUUCCCGCGCUAUUCCGAUGGCUUUCAAAAAAGUACCCAAAAAUUAUCCAGAGUGUUGAGGAGGAGGAGCCAUGCCGUGUUCCCGGUCCCGACGGUGAGAUGGUCGAAAUUCCAGUCGACACCUCGCGUCCGAACCCAAACGGCGAAGAGUACGACUGCCUGUAUUUAGACAUGAACGGUAUUGUACAUCCAUGUACACAUCCAGAAGGCCGUCCUGCGCCAGAGACUGAAGAGGAGAUGCUGACAGAGGUGUUCAAAUACACGGAACGUGUCAUUAGCAUGAUUCGACCGCGCAAACUGCUCAUGAUGGCCAUUGACGGCGUCGCGCCGCGCGCCAAGAUGAAUCAGCAACGCUCGCGCCGUUUCCGAUCUGCACAGGAUGCCAAAAUUCAGCAUAGCCAGCUGGAAGUCGAGCUUGAAGAACGCAAGAAGCGGGGCGAGGCCGGCGCGGAAGACGUUGUGAAAAUGAUGUGGGAUUCCAACGCAAUCACGCCUGGAACACCAUUUAUGGACAAACUUGCGGGCGCGCUGCGGUACUGGAUUGUGCAUAAACUGAAUACGGACCCUGGCUGGAAGAACUUGUCUGUGGUCUUGUCUGAUGCAAGUGUACCUGGCGAGGGCGAGCACAAGAUCAUGGACUAUAUACGGCGCAAGCGCAGCGAUCCAGCGCACGAUCCCAAUAUGCAGCAUGUGAUUUAUGGCUUGGACGCCGACUUGAUCAUGCUGUCCCUUGCGACGCACGAGCCCUACUUUAAAGUGUUGCGCGAAGAUGUAUUCGCGCAGGAUAAAGGGAAGGGAUGCCACUGCUGCGGCGAGGAAGGUCAUUUUUCCGCAAAUUGUAACAACAAGCGCAAACCCAAAGACGAAGCGAAAAAGGGCGGCAAGAAGCCGUUCAUUUUCCUCGACGUGCCGACCUUGCGCGAGUACCUGGAAAUUGAGCUGCAGGUCCCAAGUACGUCUUUUGCUUUUGAUUUGGAGCGUGCGAUUGAUGACUGGGUCUUUUUAAUCUUUUUUGUUGGCAACGAUUUCCUGCCGCACCUGCCGAGUCUUGAGAUUCGCGAGGGCGCGAUCGAUACGUUGCUUCAGAUUUGGAAGAGAGAGCUGCCACGCAUGCGUGGGUACGUAACGAACAAUGGCAAGGUUGAGCUGGAGAAUGCGCAGCUGAUCCUCGAUGGACUUGCAAAAGAAGAAAAUGACAUUUUUCUCCGUCGCAAAGAGACGGAAGAGCGGCAAGAUGCCAAUGCAAAGCGUAGAAAGCGGCAGCAGGAGGAAAUGCAGCACGGCAAUACUCAAUAUGUGCCUGUCGAAGUGCGCAAGCCAGGGCCACCGCCUGCGCCGCCUGAGGUGAAGCCAUCGGCGAAUGUAAAAAAAGGCCCCAUUAUGUUGGAUGGCGAUAGUAUGGAUGUUGUGCGCAAUCGUGCGCAGAUCCGUAUGGCCAAUAUUAGCGCGGCAGAUGCUCUGCGUGCGGAGCUGAAUGCCGGGAAAGGAAGCAAGGCCAAAGGCACGAAACGUGCGGCUAGUCAGGUGGACGAUGUGUCGUUGAAGCGCGAGAAGCGCGAUGCUUCGCAUGAAGACGAGGACGGGAACGAGGACAAGGAGGAAGUUGGGGCAGUCAAGGAUCCCUUACUCAAAGAUGAAGGUGCCUCUAUCAAGGAUGAGGACCCUUCUAUGAAAGGCGAGGAUUUCCCGAUCAAAGACGAGGAUCUCGCCGACGAGACGAUCGACGACGAUGCUUCGGGCGCACACCUGCAACGCACAGUCAACAAAGACGGCACUGUCGAGUACGAAGACACGGUCAAACUCUGGGAGCCUGGCUACCGCGAACGCUACUACCGCCAAAAGUUUCAAGUGGAGCUCAGCGACACAGCAUUCCGCCGGGAAGUGGUCAAAAAGUACGUCGAAGGACUGUGCUGGGUACUUGCCUACUACUACCAGGGCUGUCCCUCGUGGAAAUGGUACUAUCCCUACCAUUACUCGCCAUUCGCUGCUGACUUUACCGACAUGGCCGACUUAACCAUCGACUUUGACAAUGGCACACCGUUCCGGCCGUUUGAGCAGCUGAUGGGCGUACUUCCAGCAGAAAGCCGCAAGAAUUUGCCCGACCCGUUCCAGUGGCUCAUGACCAAUGGCGAGUCAGAGAUUGCGGACUUUUACCCUUCUGAAUUUGCCAUUGAUAUGAACGGGAAGAAAAUGGCAUGGCAAGGCGUGGCGCUUCUGCCGUUCAUCGACGAGCAGCGCCUGCUGGAUGCGCUGCAGAAGCGAUACAAAGACUUGACCGAAGACGAGACGCGGCGAAAUUCGUUUGGACGGAGCCUCUUGUUUGUGGACGAAGACUCGGAGCUGUACGCGCCGUUGAGCCGCUUGUAUGCCAAACGCACCGACGGCUUGCAGGAGCCCAUUGACACGAAUAAGACGAGUCGGAUCGCAGGGCUUGUCGAGGCGGAUCCUGCGUGCGUCCCAGGCUCGACAUUCCACUCGCCGCUUGCGUCGCAGGGCAUGCAGGAUAUCCACAACGACCGCUGCAUUUCGGUCUUGUUUGAUAUGCCGCCGCAGCGCGUCCCGCAUCGAAGUGUUUUGCUGCGCGGUGUGCGAAUGCCACGCAAACGGCUGAACCAGUACGAUGCAGACUACGUACGCCACGGAAGGCGCGGAGGACCGCCCCGUGGUGGGCGUGGCGGCCGCUUUGGAGCCGGCCGCGAUAAUGGAUCCAAUGGCCAAGGGCCGUACGGAAGGUACGGCGACCGACAAGCAUGGCAUGGCGAUGGCUCGCAUGCAAGGCGCAGCGCUCCGUAUGCAACAGGAGCCAAUGCGGCAGGGUUUGCGACCGGUGCAAAUGCGACAGGGCCUUACGGAGGUGGAUAUGAUGCUGCAUAUAGCGGGUACGGAGGCUAUAAUGCUGGCGCUGGCGCUGGCUAUGGUGGUGGCUAUGGUGGUGGCUAUGGCGCUGACGCUGGUGCUGGCAGUGGCGCUGGCUAUGGCGCUUAUAAUGGUGCCAGUGCUGGCUAUGGCGCUUAUGGUGGUGCCGGUGCCAGUGCCAGUGCUGGCUAUGGCGCUUAUGGUGGUGCCGGUGCCAGUGCUGGCUAUACUUCUGGCGGUGGUGCUGGCUAUGGCGCUUAUGGCGCAGGCGCAGGAUACGGCGCUUACGCUGCGAAUCCAUAUGCCACAUAUACCGGCGCCCAGCCGUACGCUGCGAAUUCUUACGGUGCGCCUAGCUACGGCGGCGGUAUAGGCGGCGGACCCUAUGGUGCAGGUCCUUAUGCAGGCUACCAAACCCACGAUCCAUCCCGCGCUCGCCCACGUCCUGGCCGCGGCGGUGGCCCCUAUGGCAGCUCGUAG